Molecule: messenger RNA, 6617 nt
Organism: Lactuca saligna
Lineage: Eukaryota; Viridiplantae; Streptophyta; Magnoliopsida; Asterales; Asteraceae
Source: the annotation of a GenBank genome assembly
AUGUCAAAAUAUCCCUUCCUUGAUCCACCAGAGAAUGCUGCACCUGGAAAUAGGACCUCAAAUGGAAACACCAAAACAGAUGAGGCUGAAAGUACAAUGUCCAUGGUUGCUCAAUUUCUUGAGCAGCUUCAUGGAAACAUCUCUUCAUCGCAUGAAAAAGAAGUUAUCACAACACGAUUGCUUGCCAUUGCUAAAGCAAGAAAGGAAGCACGUGGUAUCAUCGGUUCACAUUCUCAAGCAAUGCCAUUGUUCAUAUCCAUCCUUAGAAACGGUAACCCAUUGGCAAAACUAAAUGUUGCUGCAACAUUGACUGCUCUGUGUAAAGAUGAAGACUUAAGACUAAAGGUUCUUCUAGGUGGAUGCAUUCCACCACUUCUGUCACUACUUAAAUCAGAGUCAACCGAAGCCAAAAAGGCAGCAGCUGAAGCCAUCUAUGAAGUUUCUUCAGGUGGUCUUUCAGAGGACCAUGUGGGUAUGAAGAUAUUUGUUACAGAAGGUGUAGUUCCAACUCUGUGGGAACAGCUAACUUCCAAGAACAGACAGGACAAAGUGGUUGUAGGGUUUGUCACUGGGGCUCUAAGAAACCUUUGUGGUGACAAAGAUGGAUACUGGAGAGUUACUCUUGAGGCGGGUGGAGUAGAUAUUAUUGUUGGGCUGCUUUCUUCCAACAAUGCUGCUAUUCAGUCCAAUGCUGCUUCUCUUUUGGCUCGUUUGAUGCUCGCCUUCAACAAUAGCAUGCAAAAAAUCAUGGAUUCUGGAGCAAUUGAGGCUUUACUUGGACUCUUGAAUCAAAAAAAUGAUAUCCCUGUUAGGUGUAGUGCUGCGGAUGCUCUGGAGGCUCUUUCAUCAAGGUCAGCCAAAGCAAAGGAAGCUAUUGUUGAUGCCAAUGGUGUUGCCAUUCUGAUUGGUGCUGUGGUUGCUCCAUCCAAGGAGUGUAUGCAGGGAGAAGGAGGCCAAAUACUUCAGGGACAUGCAACACGUGCAUUGGCAAACAUAUGUGGUGGAAUGUCUGCUCUUAUCCUACAUCUAGGAGAGCUUGCUCAGUCUACAUCUGUUGCUGAUAUAAUCGGAGCACUUGCUUACACACUAAUGAUCUUUCAACCAAAUCUUGAAGACGAACCACUUGAUGCAACGAAAAUAGAAAACAUUUUAGUUGCACUUUUGAAACCCCGGGUAAAUAAUUUUAUACUUGAGGCAAUGGCUAGCUUGUAUGGCAAUGAUUGCCUCUCAACAAGUCUUAACCAAUCAGAAGCCAAGAAGGUGUUGAUCGGGCUUAUAACAAUGGCAUCAUCAGAUGUGCAACAGUAUCUGAUAACCUCUCUGAUAAGUUUAUGCUGUGAUGAGGUGGACAUCUGGGAAGCCAUCAGAAAGAGAGAGGGAAUCCAGUUACUUAUAUCUUUUCUAGGUUUAUCAAGUGAAGAACAUCAAGAGUAUGCUGUUUGGCUGCUUGCACUCUUGACGGAUCAAAUAGACGACAGCAAGUGGGCAAUUACUGCUGCUGGUGGUAUUCCGCCACUUGUACAUUUACUAGAAACUGGAUCCGAUAAAGCGAGGGAGGAUGCAGCUUAUGUUCUGUGGAACUUAUGCUGUCACAGUGAGGAUAUCUGUGCAUGUGUUGAAAGUGCUGAAGCUAUUCCUGCUUUCCUAUGGUUCUUGAAAACUGGUGGACCAAAGGGACAAGAAGCCUCAGGUAAGGCACUAAGAAAGCUUAUACGCAAGGCAGAUGCUGCGACUAUUAAUCAGCUACUAGCUCUGCUUUGGGGGGACACCCCAAAAUCAAAAGCCCACAUAAUUGAAGUACUAGGUCAUGUGCUUACCAUGGCAUCACAUUAUGACCUUGUUCAAAAAGGAUCAGAUGCUUAUAAAGGGUUGAGAUCACUUGUUCAGAUUCUUAAUUCUUCAAAUGAGGAAACACAGGAACAUGCAGCUUCUGUCUUGGCUGACCUCUUCAGCAUUCGUCAAGAUAUAUGUGAUAGUCUUGCAACUGAUGAAGUCGUGCAUCCUUGCAUGAAGCUUUUAACAAGCAACACUCAAAUCAUUGCCACUCAAUCAGCUCGGGCCUUGGGUGCUUUGUCCAAGAACAAAAUGUCUUAUAUUGCAGAAGGGGAUGUGAAGCCUCUGAUCAGAUUAGCCAAAACAUCAUCUUCCAUUGAUGCUGCAGAGACUGCUGUAUCUGCAUUAGCAAAUCUUUUGUCUGACUCACAGAUUGCUUCAGAGGCAUUGGGAGAAGAUGUUGUAUCUGCUUUGACAAGAGUGUUGGGAGAAGGAAGUUUGAAAGGUAAGAAAGAUGCAUCGCGUGCACUUCUUCAAUUACUUAAACAUUUCCCAUUAAGCGAUGUUCUCACAAACAGUGGUCAAUUCCAAUUUGCGGUUCUUGCUGUUGUUGAUUCCAUGAAUGAUGGGACUGAUGCAGCCGAAGCUUUAGAAGUACUUUCUUUAUUGGCUAAAACAAAGCAAAAUGUUGACACAACAUACUCCCCAUGGUCUGCCCUUGCUGAAGUUAUCUCAAGGUUACAACCUCUUGUGUGUUUUCUAGCUGAGGGGCCUGCUUCUGUGCAAGAUAAGGCAAUUGAAGUUCUAUCCAGGCUUUGUGGAGAGAAACCUGUUGUUGUAGGUGACUUGUUGGUGUCAAAUUUGAGAGCAAUAGGUGCAUUGGGUAACAGGAUACUGAAAUCUACCAGUCUAGAAGUGAGAGUUGGGGGAAUUUCACUGCUCAUUUGUGGUUUGAAGGAGCACAGAAUGGAAACCAUGGAAGCACUUGAUGCUUCAGGGUACUUAAAAUCUGUUGUGUAUGCAUUGGUAGAUAUCAUAAAACAAAGUUCGGAUUGUUACCCUCUUGAAGUUGAGGUUAGAACUCCAAGGGGUUUGGCUAACAGAACUGGCUUCCAUGAUGGAGGCGAGUUUGAUGUGCUUGAUCCUGGUGCUCUCUUGGGAGGUACAGCUGGCCUGUGGUUGUUAUCAAUUCUUUCUAUGUGUGGUGAGGAAAACAGGCGUAUUGUGGUGGAAGCUGGGGUACUUGAAGUUCUCUCAGACAAGCUAGAGAAAUAUACUUUAAAUUCACAGGCAGAGUUUGAGGACAAUGAGGGCAUAUGGAUAAGUGCUUUGCUAUUGUCAAUAUUGUUUCAAGAUGAAAAUGUGGUGUCAUCAUCAUUAACCAUACGCAUCAUUCCAUUUUUAGCAAAUCUUGUCAAGUCUGAUGAAAUUCUUGACAAGUUCUUCUCUGCUCAAGCCAUGGCUAGUCUUGUAUGUAAUCGAAAUAUCAAAGUAAAUCUUGCAAUUGCAAAUUCAGGUGCAGUUGCUGGCUUAACAACAAUGAUUGGUUACAUAGAAGCAAAUAUGUCAGACCUUUUUGCUAUAUCUGAUGAAUUCUCAUUGUCCCGUAAUCCUGAUCAAAUUGUUUUGGAUAAUCUUUUUGAAAUUGAAGAAGUCAGAAACGGGUCAACAGGUUCCAAAACUAUUCCUCUAUUGGUGGAUCUUUUGAGACCAAUGCCAGAUAGACCAUGUGCCCCUCCUUUUGCUGUUUCCCUUUUGACCUCCAUUGCAGAUGGAAAUGAUGCAAACAAACUUCUCAUUGCUGAAGCUGGAGCACUUGAUGCUUUAACAAAGUAUUUAUCUUUGAGCCCUCAAGAUUCAACCGAGUCUGCCAUUUGUGAACUUCUGAGAGUACUUUACACCAAUCCUGAUCUUCUUCGUUACAAAUCAGCCGUUUAUUCGUUAAAUCAACUGAUAGCUGUUCUUCGUUUGGGAUCAAGAUCUACUAGAUUAAAUGCUGUUAGAGCUCUCAAUCAGUUAUUUAAUGCUAAUGAUUUAAGAGAAUCUGAAUCGGCUCUUCAUGUGAUUCAACCAUUGAUUGAUAUGCUGAAUGCAGCAUCUGAAAGCGAGCAAGAAGCCGCUCUUCUCGCUUUGAUGAAGUUGAUUUCAAACGACACUACAAAAGCAGCUACAGUUGUUGAUUUUAAAGGAAACCCCCUCGAGAGUUUAUGUAGAAUUUUAUCUUCCAGUUGUACAAUAGGAUUAAAAACCCAUGCUGCAGCUUUCUGUUCUGUGCUUUUCGGUAAUUCAGUAAUUCGGGCAUUGCCAGUUGCCUGUACAUUCAUCGAGCCUCUCAUACUCUUAAUGCAAUCUGAUGAUGAUUCAGCAGUGGAGUCUGGUGUUUGUGCUUUUGAGAAACUUUUAGACGAUGAACAAGCAGUGAGUGUUGCAGCAGAUUAUGAUGUCAUCGAUCUUCUUGUCGGUUUGAUUUCUGGAUCAAAUGAUGCUCUCAUCGAGGCCAGUAUUUCAGCACUUAUUAAGCUUGGAAAAGACCAAACUUUAAGAAAGUUAGAUAUGGUAAACUCCGGGGUCAUUGAUAAUUGUCUUGCUUUACUCCCAACUGCCUCAAGUGGUUUAUGUUCCUCAAUCUCUGAACUUUUCAGAAUCUUGACAAACAGCAGUGCGAUUUCAAAAAGCGCAUCCGCUGCUACAAUUGUGGAACCCCUUUUCAUGGUUUUAAAUCGACCCGAUUUUAGUCUGUGGGGACAACACAGUGCUCUUCAAGCACUUGUUAAUGUUUUGGAAAAACCACAAAGCCUUGUGAAUCAUAAAAUCACUCCUAGUCAAGUAAUCCAACCCUUAAUUUCAUACAUUCAAUCACCAUCUCAAGCCAUCCAACAACUCGGCACCGAGUUGCUUUCUCAUUUGCUUGCACAAGAGCACUUUCAACAAGACAUCACAACACAAAAUGCAGUUGUCCCACUCGUUCAGCUUGCAGGAAUUGGAAUCUUGAGUUUACAGCAAACCGCGAUAAAAGCAUUGGAAAGCAUUUCAGUGACAUGGCCAAAUGCGGUUGCUGAUGCUGGCGGGAUUUUUGAGCUUGCAAAAGUUAUUAUACAAGAUGAUCCUCAACCAUCUCAUGAGUUAUGGGAAUCGGCUGCGAUUGUUCUCUCAAAUGUUUUGCACUUUGAUUCUGACUACUACUUCAGAGUUCCUUUAAUUGUUCUUGUGAAGAUGUUGAACUCAAAUGUAGAGUCCACCAUUUCCGUUGCUCUUGAUGCGUUGAUUGUUCAAGAAAAGUCAGACGAAUCAAGCGCGACAUUGAUGACCGAAGCUGGUGCCAUUGAUGCUUUACUUGACUUACUAAGAUCUCACCAGUGUGAGGAAGCUUCCGGAAGAUUACUUGAAGCUUUGUUUAACCAUGUGAAGGUACGCGCAAUGAAGCUUUGUAAACACGCGAUAGGACCUUUAGCACAGUAUCUGUUGGACCCGCAAACUAGAUCGGUGCCAGGUAAGCUUCUUGCGGUUCUUGCUCUUGGUGACCUGGCACAGCAUGAGGGACUAGCGCGUGUUGGUGAUUCUGUUUCUGCGUGUCAGGCGUUGGUGGGGUUGCUUGAAGAUCAAUCGACUGAUGAGAUGAAGUUGGUGACGAUUUGUGCGUUACAGAAUUUUGUUAUGUAUAGUAGAACUAAUAGGCGAGCUGUUGCUGAAGCUGGUGGGAUUUUAAUUAUUCAAGAAUUAUUGUUGUCUCCUAAUUUAGAGGUUGCUGGACAGGCGUCAUUGCUCAUCAAGUUUUUAUUUUCAAAUCACACCCUUCAAGAAUAUGUAUCAAACGAGCUUAUUCGGUCUUUAACAGGUGCUUUAGAUAGAGAAUUAUGGGCAACAGCAACUAUAAACGAAGAGGUUCUGAAGACAAUCCACGUCAUCUUCUCAAACUUCCGGAAACUUCAUGUUUCAGAAGCUGCGACUCUGUGUAUCCCUCAUUUAUUAACAGCUCUUAAAUCCGGCAACGAGGCUGCUCAAGAUGCUGUUUUAAACACAUUAUGUCUGUUGAAACGUUCAUGGGCAGUUAUGCCUAUGGAGACAUCAAAAUCCCAAUUAAUGAUUGCAUCAGAAGCUAUUCCCAUCCUCCAAAUGAUGAUUAAAAGCUGCCCCCCGGAAUUCCAUGAAAGAGCAGAGAGCUUGUUGAAUUGUUUACCUGGUUGUUUGAUCAUUACGGUCAAACGUGCUACCAACUUAAAACGUGUCAUUGGAGGCACAAAUGCUUUCUGUAGACUCAAAAUAGGUCAAGGCCCUUCCCACCAAACAAAGGUUGUGAGUCGCAACACAUCUCCGGAAUGGAAAGAAGGGUUUACAUGGGCUUUUGAUGUCCCUCCAAAAGGACAGAAGUUACACAUCCAAUGCCUUAGCAAAAAUACUUUUGGGAAGACAACCCUGGGGGAAGUGACAAUCCAGAUUGACAAAGUUGUGAGCGAUGGAGUAUACAGUGGGGUUUUUAGCCUUAGGCAUGGGCACAGCAGCAGCAACAAAGAGGGAUCUUCAAGUUCAAGAACACUUGAAAUCGAGAUUACAUGGUCCAACAAGACAUCAGAUGAUAAUAUCACAGAUGAGGGAUCGGUUUUGUAAAACUUGCAAGAUGAAGGUGUAAAAUGUAAAACAAGGGGAUUGUGUUUGUGGUGUACAGUAUAGUACAGUGUGUAGAUGAGAAAUGAGAAGUAGAUAUAAGAUAUGUGUGGAUAAACAUGAUGCCAAAAAGUAGAUAUGGCUUCCAAAAUUCCAAGUGCCUUCACUUGUUAUGUAUACAUAUACAUGCUACAAAAUUUGGCACCUCAUUAAUUAAUCACUCAAAACUGCAUGCACCAACC